This is a messenger RNA of Puccinia triticina, 756 nucleotides long. RefSeq lists its product as uncharacterized. Lineage: Eukaryota; Fungi; Basidiomycota; Pucciniomycetes; Pucciniales; Pucciniaceae. Bases 1 to 756 code for a protein of 251 amino acids. The transcript has 3 exons. The record is from RefSeq and is a predicted model, not a curated record.
AUGAACGGCGGGGCUCAAGAGCCCCAUCAAAUCAUUCCUCAGGAUUAUCCGCCCUCUUACCCGCAAUCCUUCCAAACUCAGUUGCAGUCCUCCCGGCCUCCCUCUCAGCCUCCUCCACCGGGCAUUACAUCAUCUCAGCGCAUACAGCAACAUCAAUUCGUCAACCCAGCCACUCUCACAAACCAACCCGCACCACCCUACCAAGCCCCCGGCCAACCAAACUUCCAGUCUCAUCCUGCUUCACAACAACAUCCGAUACCCAACUAUAAUCCGGCCCACGUCUAUCCUAAACCCAACACAGUGCCUCAUCAACUAUCCCCUAAUCCACCAGGACCACCAAUGGGCCGACCCCCGCAACAUCACAUGGCUCAGCAUGUUAUGAACCCGCAAGCUAAUGUCAGAUCUCAGCGGAUGGUCCAUCAGCAGCAACUAAUACAUCAGCAGCGUCAGGACGAGCACAUGAUGACCUGCGACCCCCUGGAUUACUUCAUCACCCGGAACUCAGCCUUACGCCGAUACACCACCAACCACGUCCACAUGAACUCAGUAGUCGGCAAUCAUUGGACCGUCAACCAGCUACUUCGAGAAGAUCACAUACGGCUGGUUUCCAAAAGGAAAACGAUCGAUCCGUCUUCUUCCGAUUCAAUCCAACAGCGCAAGCAACGCCUAAGACAAAAGAUCAGCGAAAUCGAAAAAGAUAUUGCAACUUCUGAGAUAACCUUUCAAGCACAGCUCGACCGUAUCCAGUUAUCAUGA